AUGGGUGUGCCGGACAAUGGCCCUGUGAUUGCUGGCGUAACAUGGAUGUUAACGGUGUUGAGUGGUGGCUUCUUGGGCAUCAGGUUCUACGCAAAGAUGAGUCGCAAACAAGGUCUUUGGUGGGAUGAUUACAUUCUAGCCGUUUCUUGGGUCCUCCUACUGGCUCAGGCCGCCAUCACCCAAGCAGGACAACAACUAGGGUUCGGGAAGCGAACAGAAGAUAUUCCAGUCAAAUAUCUCACCACAGUUGCUCUUGGCAUGUCCGUUGCUGCGUCGAUAUCUUGUUUCGCCUCGACUUUCUCGAAGAUCUCCUUUGGCGUCACUCUACUCCGCCUCACGACAGGCUACCUACGCUGGUUCGUAUGGUUCUGCAUCGUCACCCUCUUUCUCAUAAUGUUGCCAAGUGCGUUGGCCACAUGGGUACAGUGCCACCCAAUGGAGAAGGCUUGGAAUGACACUAUCCCUGGGACUUGCUGGGAUCCCAGUCACUCCAUCAAUUAUGGGAUUUUCAAUGCUGCAUGGUGUGCUGCGGCAGACUUUGCGCUUGCGCUUUUGCCAUGGUAUCUUAUAUGGGGAUUACAGCUAAGGCUCCGCGAGAAGAUUGGAGUGGGUAUCGCUAUGAGCAUGGGUGUUUUAUCUGGUGUUUGCGCAAUCGUCAAAGGCGUAUAUGUAAUUCAACUCGGACAGGGGGACUUUUCCUUCAACGGCAAGGAGCUCACCAUUUGGACUGCCGUCGAGACAGCGACUGCCAUUAUUGCCGCCUCCAUCCCCAUUCUCCGUGUGUUCUUCAAGGAAACGAUCUCUUCUUAUUCGCGCUCGCAUACUCGGACCAACAAAAGCGUGCCGCUGUCGAGACUGAACCAAAGUCAACACUCUGCAACUACCACGACCGUACAUGCCAUGGGUAAAGGAAAAGAGGGCCACUGGACCGUAAUCGAAGAAAACGGAGAUGACUCCAGUCAGAGAGGUAUACUGGAUGAUGAAGAGCUGGGAAGAGUUCACCGUAUGACAGCAUAUGAGGACGAUCAUAUCAUGCAGACGAACACGGUCACGGUGACCAUCGAGAGCGAUGCUCAGUCUGACCACAAAGCCAGGUCUUUUCUGGGUAUAGCCCGCUGA
Messenger RNA from Alternaria postmessia, 1119 nucleotides. RefSeq lists its product as uncharacterized. NCBI's taxonomy places the organism in Eukaryota, Fungi, Ascomycota, Dothideomycetes, Pleosporales, Pleosporaceae. Bases 1 to 1119 code for a protein of 372 amino acids. The record is from RefSeq and is a predicted model, not a curated record. The transcript is spliced from 3 exons.